Messenger RNA from Gymnogyps californianus (California condor), 1024 nucleotides. It is a transcript of the gene CDC34, whose product is annotated as cell division cycle 34, ubiqiutin conjugating enzyme. The transcript is spliced from 5 exons. Lineage: Eukaryota; Metazoa; Chordata; Aves; Accipitriformes; Cathartidae. Gene Ontology annotation, biological process: ubiquitin-dependent protein catabolic process; protein polyubiquitination. The coding region runs from base 119 to 826 and encodes 235 amino acids. The record is from RefSeq and is a predicted model, not a curated record. Gene Ontology annotation, molecular function: ubiquitin conjugating enzyme activity.
CUGCGCUCGGAGCGGCCGCGGAGCAGCCGGAGCCGUCCCCGCCGCCCCCCUCCCUGCAGCGGCCGUCGCGCCUACGCCAGCCCCCGGCUUCGCUCGCGGCCUAUCCCGGCUCCUCGGCAUGGCGCGGCCCCUCGUGCCCAGCUCGCAGAAGGCGCUGCUGCUGGAGCUGAAAGGGCUGCAGGAGGAGCCCGUGGAAGGGUUCCGGGUCAACCUGGUGGACGAGGGGGACCUCUACAACUGGGAGGUGGCCAUCUUCGGCCCCCCGAACACCUACUAUGAGGGCGGGUACUUCAAGGCUCGUCUCCGGUUUCCCAUCGACUACCCCUAUUCUCCUCCUGCCUUUAGGUUCUUAACCAAAAUGUGGCACCCCAAUAUCUACGAGACCGGCGAUGUCUGCAUCUCCAUCCUCCACCCGCCGGUGGAUGACCCGCAGAGCGGGGAGCUGCCAUCUGAGCGGUGGAACCCCACCCAGAACGUGCGGACCAUCCUCCUGAGCGUGAUCUCGCUGCUGAAUGAACCCAACACAUUUUCUCCAGCCAAUGUGGACGCCUCCGUGAUGUACCGCAAGUGGAAGGAGAGCAAAGGGAAGGACCGGGAGUACACGGACAUCAUCAGGAAGCAAGUCUUGGGCACAAAGGUGGACGCUGAGCGGGAUGGCGUGAAGGUCCCCACCACCCUGGCAGAGUACUGUGUGAAGACCAAGACUCCAGCCCCAGAUGAGGGCUCAGACCUCUUCUAUGAUGACUAUUAUGAGGAUGAUGAGAUGGAGGAGGAAGCAGACAGCUGUUACGGUGAUGAGGAUGACUCCGGCAAUGAGGAAUCUUGAUGGCCCUCUGGCGUUGCAGAACUUACUAUAAACUACUGAAUUUUACCUCAACUAGGACAAACUGGUUUGAAUUUAGGAUCUGUCAGCCCUGAAAUUAACUCUCUACCUCGCAGGGAGACUGUUCUGCUGUUGCAAAGGAAAUCCCACCACUGUCCUUGUAGAAAAAGCAAAAAAACAAACCCUAUUUUAUAAACUUCC